AUGGACGGCGUUCGCCCUGACGACCCGUUUCUAUGGGGCGUCGAGGCCGUCUCCAAAGAGCUCUGCUCCUUGGAUCGGCCUUGCACCCAUGAUCCUGUCGCCCUCACGAAGCGGAUCAAGGAACAGGAGAUCGAUGGCCACGCCCUCCUUACCUUCGACCUUGUGUGCUCGAGUCGGGAGCUAUUCGAGAGUCUCGCCAUCAAAAUCGGCGGCCAGAAGGCGUCCCUGGGCCGGGCCAUUGUCAAGCUGCGCUCCAGGAGCCCCGCCUUUCGCCUGUGGAAGCAAGAGUUCGUCAAGGAGCAAGCCGACGAGCUCGACGAGGAAGAGGGACCUCGGCUUGUGGAAGGACUGCCGGCAACCUCGCUGCCCACGCCAGCCAGCCUGGAGUCGACCGGUGCCGCUGGCCAGGCGCCAAACAAUCAUCGGACCUUGGAUUUGAAGCGAAAACUAUGCGCACAGCUGGCAGCGUCGAGCGGAGAAUCGGCCGAGCUGAGCGGGCAACCGUCCGACGUCGUUGAUGCUUCCACGACCAUGAUCGAACCCUCCAGCGUCGCGCCUUUUGCUCGACGCCAGAGGGAAAACAGUCCCCCCAAGCGCCUGCGUGUGGUGCCGACCCUCCUCGCCGCCAGGCCGAUGAACCUGCUCCCUCUUCCCGUACCAACCGAGGCCGAUGGCGUCGACGCCGACCCUGCGCGUCAAGAUCCGUCCGAGCAAACAGAUGGCUACCCUUGGGAGCACGCCGCUUCGGAUGCCUAUCUUGGCCAAGGAGUCAUCGCUCUCUCCGCCAUCAGAUCCGCCCAAGAAACCUUCACCACGCAGAUCCUCGAGGGCGAGGGGGAGGACUUUGUCACGCAUUUCCCCGUCAAGCUGCCUGCCGCUUGGCGAAUGAUUGCCGCUCGCGUCAUGAAGCGUCUCUUGAUGAAGAACGGUCGUACCGAGGCUCUUUUGCACGCAGGCUUUGCUCCGCCGUCGUCUUCGUCUGCCUUGUCCGAAGACGACGACAGAAUCCUCGACCUGCUCGAUUUGCCCGAUUCCCCGGAUGAGGAAACCUUGCGCGAGAUGGAGGCCGAAAAUGCCCAUGCGCAACUGGCAGCGGCAUCGCGGACCGUUAUCGAAAGAGAUCGCGUGGAGGCAAUCCUGAAGGACGUCAUCGACGAGUUCAGGCAAUAUUGGGACCGGCAAAAGUUGCCAAAAUAUCUGCGCAAGGCCUACGGCAUUUGGACGACCGCCAGGAACAAGGGCACACGCAUCAGGCAGAUUCUACAAGCCCGCGAGCGCGCCAUGACAUACGACGCGAGGAUAAGAAAGCUUUGCGCCGAGAUGGUGGCGGUAGCAUGGACCAAGGAAUCCGAGAUUCGACACCAGGCCAGGUGCCUCGAGCAGAGCUUGGCCGACAAGUUUUACAACCUCUGGCUUGCCGAGAUGCUUGAGAUGCGCCUCGAGCCACCGAAGCCGACGGCGCUGCCACCACACCGGCGUCAAAAGGUCGAACGAGCUCCAAGCCCGAUGGGGAGCGAGAUCCUAACGAGCUCCGACGAGGACGAGCUCUUUGUGCGGGAAGAGGAGGGUCAUCAACUUGCGCACGCUGGCGAGAAAGGCCUGGCGCCUGAAUUUGCGACAGGCCAUCUUCCGGGUCCGGUCAUCCCCGCGCCAUCGGAAGAAUCCCCAUGCUAUGUGGAUCUGACUUGCACCGACUCACCGGAGAUGCAGGAUCCGCACCUCGCCUUCGUCGACUUGAUAUCGCCCGCCAAGCCGGGUCAAGCCCCCCCCGACGAUGCGAUAUCUUUCUCUCAAAUCACCAAUGCGACCUUACCCGUGCCGGCCUCUGCUGAUGCCGAGGAGACGCUGGAAGGCAUCGAGCAGAUUGGAGCCAUGUCCGCGAACCAUUGGGCCAAGCUGGGCGAUCGGACGAGCCUCGUCCUGUGCAUCCUGUGGAAGCUCGGCCACGCGCGCCGCUCCGACGUUUUAGAUGCCGCUCGAAGAACUUCGAGUAAGGCCCUCUACGACAACGUCUCCGCCUUCGUAAACCGCCCGGCGGAGAACAUGCUGGAGCUUGACGGAGGAGGAUGGGAAACGCUGGCCUUUGACUUGACCCGAGUCUUCCUCAGCUACAUCAAGGUCAAGUAUUGCAAGGAAGAGCGCGUCCUCGCCCUCUCCUCCAAAGACAAGGCCCGCCUCCGAAACGGGGAGGGGGCCUCGUGGAGCCGUUUUCACGCCUUCAUCAACCAGCACGCGCCGCUGUUCCCCGCCGACAGCCAGAUCUACCGCGCGGAUGCGUUUGACGACGAACCCAUCGAAAUGGACGAGACCGAUGCCGAGGUGCCUGGUCCGGACACGCCGUCCAAGCGAAGGCACGCGCCCAAGGAGAUUGUCCAGAACCAGGCGGCGGUCGACAUUCGCGAGCGCGAAAACCGCCGCGUCGAGGAGCUCGAGGCUCGUCGACGAAAGUUGCGAGCAGACUUGGAUACGGUCGGCGGCAUGUCUCGAGACAAGUCGAGGCUCAUCAUAAACGAGGCGAAGCAGGAGGACCAGGCCUUUCUCUACAUCAACGACGAGACGGCGAAGCGCAUCAAGGACCACCAGAUCGACGGCGUGCGAUUCUUGUGGAACCAGAUCGUACUGAACGACGACGUCCGCCAGGGCUGCCUUCUGGCCCACACGAUGGGUCUGGGAAAGACGAUGCAGGUCAUCACCUUCCUGGUCGCCAUCCAGGAAGCGGCCCAAUCGUCCGACCCGUCGGCGAGGGAGCAGAUACCCAACGAUCUCCGCGAAUCCAAGACGGUGAUUCUGUGCCCCGCGAGCUUGGUGGACAACUGGAUGGACGAGCUCCUUCUAUGGGUCCCGGGCGAUAUCCUCGGCAAGAUCCGCAAGGUCUCGGCCCUCAUGAAUCCAGGUGAACGGGUCGAGGCCAUCGAUGCUUGGUCAAGGGACGGCGGCAUCCUGGUCAUCGGGUACAACAUGCUGCGAAAAGUAGUCAAGAUCAGCGAGGGCGUGGCGAAAUCGCUCCUCGAACAUCCAAACAUUGUCGUCGCCGACGAGGCUCACUACAUCAAGAACCCAAACACCGAAUCCAACGAAAUCUGCUCACGGUUCAAGACAAAGGCUCGCGUCGCUCUGACGGGCUCCCCCCUGGCGAACAACGUGGAGGAGUACUACUCGAUGAUCGAUUGGGUCGCGCCCAACUUCCUCGGCCCGUCGAAGGAGUUCACUCAAAUCUACGCACGGCCGAUCCACCAAGGCUUGUGGGGAGACAGUACGGGUGCGGAGAAGCGAAGGGCCCUGAAGAUGCUCCAAGUCCUCAAGGAGACGGUGGCGCCCAAGGUGAACAGGGCGACGAUCCAGUGCCUGCGGAAAGACCUGCCGCCGAAGCAGGAGUUCGUCCUUUGCAUCCAACCGACAUCUCUUCAGACGAAAUUGUACGAGCGCUAUCUGUCGGAGCUGGGAAUAGAGUACACGGGGGAGUCCGCGACCGAGGCGAUGCCGCAGUCGCAGAUAUUCAGCAUCGUCAACGAUCUCAUGCUCCUCUGCAACCACCCACGCUGCUUCCGACAGAAGGCCUUGGGCGCCAGGCAAGCACGGCAGGAGGGCAUGCCGGUAUCUCUGACGGACAGGAUCAUCACGGCGACGCUCAGGGAGACUAAUGCCAUCAAAGACAUGGACAGCCCUUGCCUCUCGCACAAGACGGAGCUUCUGACGAUGAUCCUGGACGAGGCACGCACGGCGCGCGAGAAGGUGCUCGUCUUCACGCACUCUAUCUUGACGCUGGACUACCUCUCGAACCUCUUCGAGCUGCAGAAGAGGCGAGUUUGCCGACUGGAUGGGACCACCAAGAUUGGCAAGCGGCAGGACAUGAUCAAGAGCUUCAACACGGGCGACCAGGAGAUCUACCUCAUCUCCACCAGCGCCGGCGGCGUCGGGCUCAACAUUCACGGCGCAAGCCGCGUCGUCAUCUUCGACUUCAAGUGGAACCCCGUGGACGAGCAGCAGGCCAUCGGACGCGCGUACCGCAUCGGACAGGAAAAAGCCGUCUUCGUGUACCGCUUCGUCCUCGCGGGCACGUACGAGGAGGACCUUCAGAACAAGGCCGUCUUCAAGAUGCAGCUGGCAUCGCGCGUGGUGGACAAGAAGAACCCGAUAAGCUGGUCGAAGAGGCACGGGAGCCUCCUGCACUCGGUCGUGCCCGUGCCGGCGAGGAGCCUGGCGGAGUUUGCGGGCAAGGACAGGAUCCUGGACAAGCUCAUCGACCACGAUAGCGACGGCGCGACGAUACGCUACAUCGUGUCCACCGACGCGUUCGAGGAGGAGGACCCGACGGUGAACCUCACGGCCGAGGAGCAGCGGGAGACGGAGGAUAUGGUGAAGCUGAACCGGCUUCGCUUCGCAGACCCGGAUGCCUACACCCAUCAGUGGGCGAUGGUGUGCCGGCACCAGAUGGCCGACUUCCAGCCCAGCCACGGCCAGGCACCGGCGAGCGUACCGCGGCCGGGCGUAGGCAUGGCGGGAUUGUCCCUGACGCAGCCGACGACGGCCGGCCAAGGCUGGCAUGGGCCCUCGGAGUCUCCAGCACCGUCCUCUCAGCCGGUACAGCGGCGUCAAGAAGCCAGCUCUACGCCUUUGCUCCCGCCGACGGAGCCGUUCGACUCUCGUCCGCCACCGGCGGCUCCGAGUCACGACGCCAUGACGUCCAGUGAAGCGCCGGCGGCAUUUCAUCAACCCGCGGCGUCGGGUCCGCAAUCGGCGCUGAGCAGGUACGGCGGCCGUCCGAUGGUCGCGUGGCACGCCAAGGUCGGGGUGCCUCAGCCUACGCCGGGGACGAACACGUAUUUUGGCAGGGAAUCGCAGCCCAGCCCAGGCUUGUCGACGACGGUGACGCCGGCGGGACCGGCCCCGAGCAACGCCGUGAGCGCGUCCGGCUCAGGAGCGAGCAUGUUCAGUCCGCCCGUACGAAGCGAAGACCGGAACGAUUUUGUGAAAAUUUUGUGUCGCGGACCGAGCUUGCCGGGCAUGGCGGCUGGUGGUCGAGAGUCGACGGCGGAAAGCAUCGCGACGGCCAUCGACAGGUUUCGCAAGGAGCAAGCGUUUGGCUUUCUCCUCGACAAUCAACACUGGCGGUUGCUCAAAGAGUUUGUCGGCAACGAACGAUUUGCUCUCGCCAUCAUGUCCGGACACGUCACGGCCGUGUUUCUGGCGGCCGCCGACCGAGACGAGCUGCAGAGGCGGCUGGGGAUUCUGAGCAGCCUGUCGGAGGGCGAUUUCCGAGGCAAGCUGGUGGCGGAGGCCAAGGCACAGGAUCCUCACGUAUGUACCGAACAAGGCCGCUCCGGCGACUCCGUACGGCACGUGCGUGAUGCUGACGAGAGUGCCAGAAUUUACUGA
Molecule: messenger RNA, 5376 nt
Organism: Drechmeria coniospora
Lineage: Eukaryota; Fungi; Ascomycota; Sordariomycetes; Hypocreales; Ophiocordycipitaceae
Product: chromatin-remodeling complex ATPase chain isw-1
Exons: 1
Coding region: 1-5376 (1791 amino acids)
Cellular component (GO): nucleus
Molecular function (GO): ATP hydrolysis activity; ATP-dependent chromatin remodeler activity; ATP binding
Source: RefSeq, a predicted model, not a curated record